Messenger RNA from Oxyura jamaicensis (ruddy duck), 1304 nucleotides. Its product is annotated as serine/threonine-protein kinase 35. Gene Ontology annotation, cellular component: cytoplasm; autophagosome. Gene Ontology annotation, biological process: positive regulation of autophagy; peptidyl-serine phosphorylation; axon extension. Bases 1 to 744 code for a protein of 247 amino acids. The record is from RefSeq and is a predicted model, not a curated record. NCBI's taxonomy places the organism in Eukaryota, Metazoa, Chordata, Aves, Anseriformes, Anatidae. Gene Ontology annotation, molecular function: ATP binding; protein serine/threonine kinase activity. The transcript is spliced from 3 exons.
AUGCGACAAAGGAAGCCUCGAGGACAGGCGGGUGAGAGGAUCCUGGGCUACGCGGAGGAGCCGUGCUACCUCUGGUUCGUGAUGGAGUUCUGCGAGGGGGGAGACCUCAACCAGUACGUGCUGUCGCGACGGCCCGACCCGGCCACCAACAGGAGCUUCAUGCUGCAGCUGACCAGCGCCAUCGCCUUCCUGCACAAGAACCACAUCGUCCAUCGGGACCUCAAACCGGACAACAUCCUCAUCACCGAGAAAUCCGGCACCCCCGUUCUCAAGGUGGCCGACUUCGGGCUCAGCAAGGUGUGUGCCGGGCUCACGGCUCGGGGCAAGAAGGGCGGCCCCGAGAACAAAAAUGUGAAUGUGAACAAGUACUGGCUGUCCUCGGCUUGCGGCUCCGACUUCUACAUGGCCCCCGAGGUCUGGGAGGGACACUACACGGCCAAGGCUGACAUCUUUGCCCUCGGCAUCAUCAUCUGGGCCAUGAUCGAGAGGAUAACCUUCAUCGAUGCCGAGACCAAGAGGGAGCUGCUGGGGACCUACAUCAAGCAGGGGACCGAGAUCGUGCCCGUCGGGGAAGCGCUGCUAGAAAACCCAAAGAUGGAGCUGCACAUCCCUCAGAAACGCAGGACUUCCAUGUCUGAGGGCAUCAAGCAGCUCCUCAAGGACAUGUUGGCUGCUAACCCGCAGGAUCGACCUGAUGCCUUUGAGCUUGAAACCAGGAUGGACCAGGUGACAUGUGCUGCUUAAAUUCCGGGCAGGGCACCGCCGUGCUUUGCAGCUGGGUUUAUUUUCCAGGGACCCGUAAUCUCCAUUAUUUACGUGCAACGAGGGAUGUCAAAGAUAAGGGAAGAAGACGACGCGGAAGAUCCCUGGCCUGCAGGAUCUCUGGCAAUGUGAAUUUUGUGGGUGUUACUUUUUGUUGGGAAGAGGUGGGGAGGGCUGCAGGGGCCUGCGGAAGAGCACAGGGUGGGCGAUUACCGUGCUCGCUACUCCUGAACGAGACCCAGAGAGCAGAGCUGCCCCUGCCCAGCCCUCCCCAUGUCCCCCCUGCUGCAGCUUGACUCGUUAGAUGUUAAUUGAGACGAUCUGGUGCCGUAAGGAGGUGGCAAUCAGCCGCCGGGCAUGAGCACUGAGCCCAGCUGGGCACGGUUUGGGGCUUAAAGCUCUUGCUUCUGCUUCUGGAAACGGGAGUGAGGCAGUUGCUGGGUUUGCACCGGGACUGCGAUGCUUUAGGAGGGGUGAGUCUGGAGCUGGGUAUCGCAAGCAGUAAAACGAUGUCACAGCCACGCAGCUGCACGCUGCUUGGG